AGAGGGAGACGCCACACCCUCCCUGGGCAGCUCUUCCAGCGCUCUGCCACCCUCAGUGUGAAGAAGUUCUCCCUCAUGCUGAGGUGAAACUUGUGCUUCGGUUUAUGACCAUCGCUCCUCGUCCUGUCGCUGGACGCCACUGACGAGUGCGGCACACGCGGAGCUGGCACAGUGCCCGGCCCCGGUCCGGAGGUGGACGGCGGACAGUAAUUGCUGGAAAUGAUUGUCAUGUAAGGAGCUGGCUAUGGCAAACAGGAAACAUCAAAGCACUACAGCCAGCAUGCUGGAUCACAGAGCCAGAGCUUGCCCGACUUCAUCUCACAACAGGGAGCCUGAAAAUGAAGAAAGUGACCUUCCCAUUGAAGAUUAUGCGGCAAAGGAGGCAGAACUAGCAACUGUCAGAGCAGGUAGCCCUACACCUGUGGAACACGAGUGCAAUGACCAUAGUGCAGAUGGGGACUCCAGCUCUGACUAUGUAAACAACACUUCAGAGGAGGAGGACUACGAUGAAGGCUUGCCAGAAGAGGAGGAGGGGAUCACAUACUACAUCAGAUACUGUCCAGAGGAUGACAGUUACCUGGAAGGAAUGGACUGCAAUGGGGAGGAGUAUGCUCCCCAUGAGGAACACCAUGUUGAAACAGAUGAAUGUCAGGAAGCUGUAGAAGAAUGGGCUGAAGGCAAAAUUCAGCACCAAGAUGAAAAUGAGGUGAUGGACAGGCAAGAAUGGCAGGAAGGUCAAGAUAAUGGCAUUCAGAUUUUGGAGGAUGAAGCAUCAUCUUUGGAGAUCCAAGACCAAGAAGAAAACAUACAGUACUGUCAAAGUGAAGGUGACUAUCCGGACUAUUACCCAGCAGAGGCUAAUGGAAAUUCACAGGGAAUAUCACCAUACCAUUCUAGAAAAGAGGAUGCAGAGCUGGAAGAACAGGAAGAGGACAUUGACCAGAUUGUAGCAGAAAUCAAAAUGAGUAUGAGCAUGAGCAGUAUUAACAGUACAACAGAAAUGAGUCCAGAGCACACUGGGACUGAAAACAUGGCACAUGACUACAAAGAGACUUGUUCAAAGGGAGAAGCUGUUCACAGUGCUAACAGGCACGAGGGGAGGCCAAAAUCACUGAAUAUCCCAUCUGCCUCUAAGCACAGUGGAGAUGUGCAUCGAGGCUUUAAAGCAAAGUCAAGAUCCCCAGAGGACAGACAGAAGUGGCCACAGGAGCAGAUGUGCAAUGGUUUAGAGCAGCCCAGGAAGCAGCAGCGUUCAGACCUCAAUGGCCCAGUUGACAAUAACAAUCCCCCUGAGACAAAGAAAGUGUCUUCCUUUCCAAGUUUUGUUGAUGUUCCAGGACCUUGUGAACCUGAGGACCUCAUUGAUGGAAUCAUCUUUGCAGCCAAUUACCUGGGCUCCACCCAGCUGCUGUCAGAGCGCAACCCUUCCAAAAACAUCCGCAUGAUGCAGGCCCAGGAGGCAGUGAGCCGUGUCAAGAGGAUGCAAAAGGCGGCUAAAAUCAAGAAAAAAGCGACCUCAGAGGGAGAUUCCCAGGCCUUGACUGAAGUGGAUCUGUUCAUCUCCACACAGAGAAUCAAAGUUCUAAAUGCAGACACGCAGGAAACAAUGAUGGACCACGCGCUGCGCACCAUCUCCUACAUCGCCGACAUCGGGAACAUCGUGGUGCUGAUGGCGCGGCGCCGCAUGCCCAGAUCCGCCUCCCAGGACUGCAUCGAAACCACUCCUGGCGCCCAGGAAGGCAAGAAGCAGUACAAAAUGAUCUGCCACGUCUUUGAAUCAGAGGAUGCACAGCUCAUAGCUCAGUCAAUUGGUCAGGCUUUCAGCGUGGCUUACCAAGAGUUUUUAAGAGCCAAUGGAAUUAACCCAGAGGAUCUCAGUCAGAAAGAAUACAGUGACAUCAUCAAUACCCAAGAGAUGUACAAUGAUGAUCUCAUACACUUCUCCAAUUCAGAAAACUGCAAAGAGCUCCAGCUAGAAAAACAGAAGGGAGAAAUUCUUGGGGUAGUGAUUGUGGAAUCUGGAUGGGGAUCCAUUCUACCCACCGUUAUCCUGGCCAACAUGAUGAACGGAGGCCCUGCAGCACGUUCAGGAAAACUGAGCAUUGGAGACCAAAUUAUGUCCAUUAAUGGUACCAGUUUAGUUGGUCUACCUCUAGCAACAUGCCAAGGGAUCAUAAAGGGACUCAAGAAUCAGACACAAGUCAAACUGAACAUUGUCAGCUGUCCUCCUGUUACUACUGUCCUCAUAAAACGGCCAGACUUAAAAUACCAGCUGGGCUUCAGUGUACAGAAUGGAAUUAUUUGCAGCUUGAUGCGGGGCGGAAUAGCAGAGAGGGGAGGGGUAAGAGUGGGACACCGGAUUAUCGAGAUCAACGGGCAGAGCGUCGUGGCCACUGCUCAUGAGAAGAUAGUACAAGCAUUGUCCAACUCAGUGGGAGAGAUUCACAUGAAGACUAUGCCAGCUGCCAUGUUCAGGCUCCUAACAGGUCAAGAGACCCCCCUGUACAUCUAACAUCUUCCAUCCAAGCUGAAGCUGUCUUAGCUGAAGAGAAUUUUGUAUUUUGUACGAACGAAAGGCUUGGAAGCUGACCUGAGGACUCCAGAACAAGGAACAGACAGGUGUCUCUGCCUUUUCUCUCCUUCCUUUCUAUUUCUUUGACAAAAAGUGUUGAGAAGGAUGGUCAAGGACAAUGAUCUCUGACAAAAAUAUUUGUAAACAUUUAAGUAUUUUGAACAUCUUCUAAACUCUUUUCUCAUAGAACUUAAAACAUAUUUAUUCGUAACCUUUAUGUGGAGUGAUGUAUGUCUGUCUUGUUUGAUAACACAGUGAAUGUGAAUAUUUGAUGAAUGAGACUGCAGGAGAUGGCAAAGAGAAGCAAUUAGAGAAAGUUCUGGCUGCCUCAAGUUAAAAAAAAUCCCAGUCCCAUAAAGUGGUCCAAUACUGAUGACUUUGCAUAAUUUUCAAACUGGUGCUGAAUUGAUGGUAUUUCAGUGGAAAGGAAUGUGUGCAGUUCAAACUUUUAGCCUCUACUGUAAAGAAAACCACUGUAGUACUUGGUAUUGUUAUGACAAGUGUAACCUGUUUGGCAAGGUGUGAACAUCAACAUGUAACAAGUGUUCCAUAUGCUAAAUAAAGAAUAAUUGCCACAAGAUUAAAAUCAAAAUAUUUAUUUAGAUACAUAUUUAUUUUUAAUGCUUGUGAUUUUUAUGAUUUAACAGAGUUGUUUAAUGGAUAACUUAUUGCACAGGUUGUGUAAUGUACGUGUUGGGCUGGGGUUUUUUUUCCUUUAAUUUUUGCAUAUUACCUUUUUGUUCAUAAUAGCUCAAAAUGGGAAAGCCAUGCUUACCUGUUUCUGUCUUUUAUAAAGCAUUCUUAUUCCUAAGGCAAUGUGUUCUGAAUGUAAAUUGUUUUGACAAAUAACCUAGCACCAUCAGCAGUAUUAGAAUGUGUGUAGAUAAAAAACCUAGUAGUAAAGUUGUAUUCUUUAUGAGAUAAAUGUUAAUUGGUGUAACUUUGUCUAUUUUUUUUCUUUUGGCCAAGGCCUUGAAGAAAAUACACUGUGACUUAAGAAGCCUUACCAUGCAGUAACUAAAGAGCUUUAGAUGACUGUACUUCAAGGAGUAGUGUGUUGCAUGCAACUGACCUUAGGAAAGAAUUAACCUAUCACUAAUAAAUCUGAAAUAAGAAAGGAAGCUUGCUUAGUUUGUUUGUUGUGUAACUUUACAUAGUAAAAAAUUCCAAGUAGUAGAUCAUUUAAUUCUUCAUCUAAGUGCAGUUGCAAAGGUCACAGAUUUUUUUUAAAAGGAAAUAUUCUCUUGAAUUAGGAAUUUGUGUAUCAUUAUGAUCUUCAGAGUAGAAGCUUUCAAUUAGCACACCUUGCUGCCACUGGAUGUCACUGUAACUUCACAUCAAUACAGAAGCAUGCUAUAAUUAAAAUUCAUUAAAAUGGAUGAAUCUGGAAAACUUAAACUACCCAUCUUCAGCUACAUUCCUUUGUGACCUUUUCACAGGAUGUCUGCCCAGCUCAGAGUGACACAAAUGAAACCAGUGUAUGAUUAAACCUCAAAUGGAAACUAAGGCUACUGACAAGCACUGCUGCAAAAAAAUUAAAAUCCCGAAACAUCAACCUGUGGUAGGUUCUUUAUGAGAACCUUCUGUUUAAAGCCUUUCCAAUUUCCUCUGAGAGCCAGGAUGAAGCUUGCACUGGAAGAUGUUGCUGGCAGACCUGUGUUUAUGCUGGUAAUGAAAUCAGUGUCAAUAUUUACUUUUUGAUAUUUUUUUAAAGAUCAAUGUUAAAUAAAUCAUAAACACAGCAGAACCACAAUAAUAUGUUUUAGUAAUAAAAUUGUCAAAACUAUGAA
Messenger RNA from Motacilla alba alba, 4362 nucleotides. RefSeq names its product amyloid beta precursor protein binding family A member 2 (gene APBA2). The record is from RefSeq and is a predicted model, not a curated record. The transcript has 13 exons. Gene Ontology annotation, molecular function: protein binding; amyloid-beta binding. NCBI's taxonomy places the organism in Eukaryota, Metazoa, Chordata, Aves, Passeriformes, Motacillidae. Bases 245 to 2512 code for a protein of 755 amino acids. Gene Ontology annotation, biological process: chemical synaptic transmission. Gene Ontology annotation, cellular component: dendritic spine; cytoplasm; plasma membrane.